Messenger RNA from Prunus armeniaca (apricot), 1764 nucleotides. NCBI's taxonomy places the organism in Eukaryota, Viridiplantae, Streptophyta, Magnoliopsida, Rosales, Rosaceae. The record is from the annotation of a GenBank genome assembly.
AUGGCCAGAGCUCCAUCUUCAAUCUUAAUCUUCCUCCGCCAAAACCCUCGUGCCCGCCAAAGCCCAAAUACCCAAAUCAGAUACCAUACAACAGAAACCAAAGAAUGUGACUUUACAGAAGUUGCCCAACAUAUUUGUAAGAUUAUUAGAACAAAACCCAGAUGGGAGCAGACUCUGCCCUCUGAGUACCCUUCUUUCAAUUUCUCUGAUCCCCAGUUUUUCACCGAGCUUUUGAAGCUCCAAAAGAAUGUGCUUUUAUCGCUUCGAUUUUUCUUCUGGUUGAGCUCUCAUAAUGGGUUUUCACCCGACCCCAUUUCGUGUAAAGCGCUUUUCAGUGCCCUCGUGGAGGCUAAGGCCUGCAAUGCUGCAAAAUCUUUUCUUGAACAUACCAGUUUUAGCCCUGAGCCUGCCUCAUUAGAAAGUUAUAUUCAGUGUCUUUGUGAGGGUGGAUGUAUUCAGGACGCGAUUGAUGUGUUUUAUAGGUUGAAAGAGGCUGGAGUGUGCCCUGCUAUAAUGACUUGGAAUGCGGUUUUGUCGGGUUGCCUUAAGGUUGGGAGGACUUCUUUUGUUUGGAAAUUGUAUCAAGAAAUGAUAGAAUGUGGUGUUGUAGCAGAUGUUGAUGUUGAGACUGUUGGGUAUCUCAUUCAAGCUUUUUGUGCUGAUAACAGGGUUUCAGAAGGUUAUGAACUUCUUCGACAGGUUUUGGUAAACGGACUAGUCCCUGAAAAUGCUGUUUUCAAUAAAUUGAUAUCUGGGUUUUGUAAGGAGAAGCAAUAUACUAGAGUAUCUGAACUCCUCCAUACCAUGAUUGCAAAGAACCGUCUCCCAGAUAAUUAUACAUAUCAGGAGGUAAUCAAUUGGCUGUGUAAGAAAGGAAAGGGGCUUGAGGGUUUACGUGUUUUUAAUGAUCUUAAGGAUAGAGGCUAUGCUCCAGAUAUUGUCAUGUAUACGACCAUGAUUCAUGGUCUUUGUACAAUGGGUUGGCUUGGGGAAGCUAGGAAGCUGUGGUUUGAGAUGAUUGAGAAGGGAUAUCAUCCAAAUGAGUACACAUACAAUGCAAUGAUUCAUGGGUAUUGUAAGAUUGAUAAUUUUGAAAAGGCCAAGAUCUUGUACAAGGAGAUGUGUAAUAAAGGUCAUAAUGAAACCACAGUCAGUUACAAUGCAAUGAUGACAGGGCUGUGUUUACAUGGAAGAACUGACGAGGCAUAUAGAUUGUUCCAAGAAAUGCACCAGAAGGGUAUUGCUCGUGAUUUGAUAACAUACAACACUGUAAUCCAAGGUUUCUGUAAGGAGGGCAAGAUAAUAGAAAGUAUGAACUUAUUCCGAGAGCUCCUGGCUCAAGGUUUACAGCCAUCAACUUACUCAUACACCCCACUUAUUCAAAAGCUUUGUCAGGUUGGAGCAGUACAAGAAGCAAAAGGUUUGUGGAAUGAUAUGAAGAAUAUAGGUUUGGAACCAAUUGUCGGUACUCAUGAUUAUAUCAUCAUUGGGUUGUGUGAUCAAGGAGAUGCUGCAGAGGGAAUGGAAUGGUUCAUAGAAAUGUUAAAUAGUAAACUUAAACCAAAGCAGGAAACAUUGGGAAGACUGGUUGAAUGUCUCACACAAAGAGAUAGGUUGGAUGAUUCUUUACUUGUUUUAGAAUUUAUGUUUAGGACAGGUUAUGCCCUGGAAAAAGGCAUAUGUCAUUCCCUGGUCAAUAAGCUUUGCUGGGAGGAUAACCAUUUUGUUGAAACAUGCCUAGGGGAGAUCUUAGAAGGAAAGUGA